AAGGGGCCAGCGCGUCUAGCCAGCUCAAAGUGCCACGACUUCACAGACCACGGAUUCUCCACUGGACUGAGGGAGAGCUCGGGAAAAAAUCAAGUUAGCUAGAGAAAAAAGGUAGCUACACGCCUGACUUUCACCCACAGCCCAAAGCUUUCUGUCCUCCGCAUCUCUCUCAAGCAAGCAAGCGUAGCUACAUCAGAGAGGAUAACCAAACCUGAAAAAUGGAUAUCUAUGACCCCCAGACUCUUGGGAUUAUGGUGUUUGGUGGAUUCAUGGUAAUCUCUGCCAUAGGGAUUGCUUUAGUCUCCACCUUCUCCAUGAAGGAGACUUCUUAUGAGGAGGCACUGGCAAAGCAACGCCGAGAGUUGGGCAAAAUGCAGCCGCCUCGCACUGAUAAGAAGAAGAAGGACAAGGCAUCUGAGAAGAAGAACCGUGGAAAGAAGAAGGAAGAAAAGCCGAAUGGAAAAAUCCCAGAGCCUGAGAGAAUCCCAGAGGCCCCUGAAGCUGAUCUUGUCCCUGAGCCUGCUUCUGCCCCUGUUGUAGCUGCUGCUCCUGCUCCUGCUCCUGAACCUGUCCCUGCCUUUGAGCCUAAGCCAGCUCCAGCCCCAGCACCCGCAGACACCCAGCCCAAGGCCACUGCUGCCCCAGGCCCAGUUGUUGUUGAGUCCUCACCUGCUCCCUCACCCAAAGAUAAAAAGAAGAAAAAGGUGGCCAAGGUGGAGCCGGCCUCUACUCAGACAGCCCCAGUUGCCCCAGCUCCAGCCAAAUCUGCCCCUGCCCCAGUCAAGUCUGCCCCUGCUUCUGCCCCUGCCUCUGCCCCGGCCAAGUCUUCCCCUGCUCCUAACUCUGCCCCUGCCACUGCCACUGCAUCUGCCCCUCCCCCAGCCAAGUCUGCCUCUGCAUCAGCCAAGUCAGCUCCAGCUCCAGCUCCAGCCCCGGUCAAGCCUGCCUCAGUCCCAGUCAAAUCAGCUCCAGCUGCAGCUAAGUCUGCUGCUGCCCAGUCCAAGUCUUCUCAACCCCCAACCAAGUCUGCCCCAGCUCCCUCCAAGUCUGCUGUGCCCCCUAAACCUGCCCCAGUGCUAGAGGCUGUCAUCAAAGAGGUCCCAGUGAUGGCAGUGCCCCCAGUGGGAUCUCAGCAGACUGCCACUGUUGCAGCAAAACCACAGGAGCCCAAGAAGAAGGCCUCCAAGAAAAAAAAUGAAACUGCCGCAACAGUGGAUUCAGCUGAUGUCCCCCUGUACCUGCCUUACAAGUCUCUGGUUUCCACCAUCAGUAGCAUGGUGUUCAGUGAGGGAGAGGCUCAGAGGCUUAUCGAAAUUCUGUCGGAGAAGGCUGGCAUCAUUCAGGACUCAUGGCAAACGGCCACUCAGAAAGGAGAUCCAGUGGCAAUGUUGAAAAAGCAGCUGGAUGAGAGGGAGAAACAGCUUGCAGCUGAACAAGAGGAUGCUGCGGCAGCUAAGAACCGUCUUAGAGAACUCUCUAAGGAGCUGGCUGCUGAGAAAUCCAAGGUGGCCAGUGUUGAGACCAGGCUGAGUUCCCAGCUGAGUAAGCGAGAGCAGGAGAUGAUUGCUCUGCAAGCUCGCAUGCAGGCCAGUUACCAGGACCAUGUAGCCCAGACCCAGAGGCUCAAUGCCAAGAUCCUCAGCCUGCAGGACCAACUGGAGAAAGGUCCUAAUGCCCAACUGGCCCGUCUGCAGCAGGAGAACUCCAUUCUCCGUGAUGCCCUCAACCAGGCAACUAGCCAGGCUGAGAGCAAACAAAAUGCAGAGCUGGCCAAGCUGCGUCAGGACUGUGCUAAACUGACCAAGGAGCUUGGGGAGAAGACAGAGAGUCUGCAGGCUGAUGAGCACAUCAAAAGAAGCCUGGAGGCCAAGGUCACUGCUGCUGAGAAGCAGCUCUCCGUGCUGCAGGCCAGUCAUGCAGAGGGUGAGCAGGCUUUACAGAGGAGACUGGAGGAGGUGUGCGAGGAGCUCCGGGCAGCACAGAGCAACAACAGCACCCUGCAGGCCAGCAUGGAGAAGGCCCAGCAGGACAGCAGCACUGUCUCAGAGCUUCAGCUGCGUGUUGCAAGUAUGGAGUCUGAGGUUAGGGAGCGCUCUGCCCAGGUGGAUGCCCUCACUGCUCAGCUGGAGCAGACUCAGGGAGAGAAGAGGCAGCUUGAGCAGCAGGUGGCCUCCAUCAACUCACUGCGAGAGGCAAGUCAGAACAAAAAGGAGGAGGAUAACAACCAGGUGAAUUCAGCAGAACUGGAACAGCUAAAGCUCAGCCUCCAGGAGAGGGACAACCAGUUAAACACGCUUCACGAGGAACUGAAACAGAUACAGAUGAAGCAGGAAGCAGCUCAGGAAAACACUUCUGAUGAUCUACAACAGAGAAAUAACAGUGAAGAUGCCAGCCUUAUAGCGUCGCUUCAGGAUGAGCUUAAAAAUGUCAAAGAAGAAAUGGAGCAACUGAAGAGUACACCACAGACAGAUAACUCUGCAGAGCUGGCACUACUGCAGAGCAGUCUGACUGAGAGGGAUGCCCUAGUUACGUCGCUACAAGAGCAGCUGAGAGAAGCAAGGGAAAAAUCACCAGCCGAUGAUGGUCAGGACAUGAUUGCACAACUGACAGCAUUUCAAACUGAAGCCAAAGAAACUCUUCAGACACUUUUCCCACAGAUACCCCUGGAGACAGAGCAGGCCGACUGGUUACAAGCCUUUGCACAGAAAGCUCAGGAGGCUCUCACUCACAGCCAGCAGAGCCAGGAGUCUCAGUCGAACACAGAGUUGCCUGAGUUGCUCGAGAAACUGAAGGAGGCCGAGGAGAGCCAUGGGACACUGCAGGCCGAGUGUGAACAGUACAGGACAGUCUUGGCUGAAACGGAAGGAAUGCUGAAAGACUUGCAGAAGAGUGUGGAGGAGGAAGAGCUGGUAUGGAAAACCAAGAUGGCUGCCACAGAGGAGCAGUUGAGGACGGCUUUGGAGAAGGCCCACACACUGGAGGCGGCUGUGGAGAGCUUGAAGACUGAAAACCAAAGUGUAGAUCAGUUGAAGGAGCAGGUGAUGCUUCUGGAGGCCCAGCUGGAGAAGCAGUCAGAGUCUGCCACAUCAGACAGCCAGGGGAGCUCUGAGGAGAUGGCACAGCUGAAGCUGCUGCUGUCAGAGUGCCAGAGCCAGUUGGACUCGGCCCAGAAGGAGGCCCAGGCACACAAGGUGGAGCUCGCACAGGUCAAAGAGCAGCUGAGCGAAGCCACGAUGCGGGCUCAGCGAGAGCAGAACGGCCCAGCUGAGGCUCAACCCAGUCAGGUCCGGUGUGAGUUGAAUCAGACAACAGAGAAGCUGCUCGGGGAGGAGGCUCGGACGCAGCAGCUCUCUGAGGAGUACGAACAGGCGCAGAAGACUGUAUCAGAACUCCAAGCUCAACUGGAUCUCCUGAAGACCGCUGGAGAUUCACCGCAGGCUGACACAGAAGAUGUUGCUCAACUAAAGGAGCGUCUGGAGAAGGAGAAGAAGCUGUCCAAAGACCUGGGCCAGGCGGCCACCAAGCUCCAGCAGCUUCUCAAAGCCACUCAAGAGCAGCUCACCAAAGAGAGGGACACGGUCAGAACAUUGCAGGAGCACCUGGAGAGCAAGGGAGAGUAUGUGGAGCUGAAGGAAGGAACGUCUGUCUGAGACUAAGACUGCAGACACUACACAAAACUACCAAAUAUGCCUUAUGAUUACCAUAGUUAUGCAUUCCAAAACUUUUUUUUUCUCUUGUACUGUAGUUAAUUGCAUUUGUUGCAACUUUAGGAAUCAGAUGUUUGAUAUUAUGAAGAUUUCAAUGUAAGAUUAGAGGAGAAAUCCUGCUGCAAACUUUAUUGAAACCCACAUUCCAUCAACAAUUCUGGCUAUGUCAGAAGUUAUUUAUCCCCCUGCCUUAUCCCACAUAUUUCCCCAUAGUUCAGUGUUAAAAGGGAAACUGAUUGUACGUCAAACGUACAUCAACCUGUGCAAUUACUUUGUAUGUGUCUUUUCUAUGUGGUUGAAUGAUGGGAACAUUUUAUGGUACAACGAUGCAAUACAUUUCGGGUACGCUACCCUCUGUAGCUUACUGCCAACGACCCAGUAUGAAUUUGAAUUUGUAUGAAUGAAUAAACUACAGUGUAGCUAUGUGA
Messenger RNA from Myripristis murdjan (pinecone soldierfish), 4135 nucleotides. RefSeq names its product ribosome binding protein 1a (gene rrbp1a). The transcript is spliced from 27 exons. The record is from RefSeq and is a predicted model, not a curated record. The coding region runs from base 219 to 3650 and encodes 1143 amino acids. Lineage: Eukaryota; Metazoa; Chordata; Actinopteri; Holocentriformes; Holocentridae. Gene Ontology annotation, biological process: protein transport. Gene Ontology annotation, cellular component: endoplasmic reticulum membrane.